AUGCCUCUCAUACAGCAUGCUCCAGAUGCGCUGCCGUACGUUGACCCGCCCGUUUCUGAAGAGACAUUGCACGCCGCCAACGCUCUGGUCCACGCCGAAAUGGAUCCUGCCCACGCCAGCGCUCUGCACCCUGCAAUUCCACCCCCGAACCCAACCACCGGCUUCUCUGCACUGGUCGAGGCCGAACAUGCGCGCAUUUCUGCGGGUCAGCCCAAAGAUGCCGGCCUCGAUCUGAGCCGCUACGAGCUUCUUGACGCGCCUGCCAAAGGCGAUCUGCCCGCGUGGAAGGAGUCCUUGCAAAAGGCCUACGCAAGCACCGAAUAUCUGCGCGGCCGGGAAAUCAACCUCAGCCUGCUGGAGACAUAUGGCAAGAAUGCCUGGUUGAUUGGAAACAGUCGGCUCGAAGAUGAGCUGAAAGCGCUCGAGAAAGAGCUCGAGGCUGCAAAGACGGGGCUGGAGCAGCUUGAGCAAGGUCGGCGGACUACACAAGCAAACGCAGCAGGAGAGAUGCAAGGCCUGGAAGAAGCCUGGAGAACGGGCGUGGGAAGGAUGAUUGAGACACAGGCCGCUGCGGAACGCCUGCGACUGGAAAUUCUGCAGCGAAAGCGACAGGGUGUAGCGUGA
This is a messenger RNA of Sphaerulina musiva SO2202, 624 nucleotides long. RefSeq lists its product as uncharacterized. Gene Ontology annotation, cellular component: precatalytic spliceosome; catalytic step 2 spliceosome; Prp19 complex. The coding region runs from base 1 to 624 and encodes 207 amino acids. The transcript has a single exon. Lineage: Eukaryota; Fungi; Ascomycota; Dothideomycetes; Mycosphaerellales; Mycosphaerellaceae. Gene Ontology annotation, biological process: mRNA processing. The record is from RefSeq and is a predicted model, not a curated record.